AUGUUUGACCAAUUGAAGGGAGCCACUGUGUUCACCAAGAUAGAUUUGAGAUCCGGUUACUAUCAGUUGCGGGUUAAAGAAUCAGAUGUUCCGAAGACUACUUUCCGGACUAAGUAUGGUCACUAUGAGUUUCUUGUGAUGCCAUUUGGCUUGGCUAAUGCUCUUGCUAUUUUCAUGGACUUAAUGAACCAAAUUUUCAGACCUUACUUGGAUAAAUUUGUAGUUGUGUUCAUUGAUGAUAUUCUGAUUUAUUCUCAUGAUAAGACUGAACAUGCCGAACAUUUGAGAACAGUUUUACAGAUUUUGAGGGGCAAUCAGUUGUAUGCCAAGUUUAGCAAAAGUGAGUUCUGGCUUCAAGAAGUCAGAUUCCUUGGGCACAUUGUCUCAGGUGAUGAUGACGGUUUCAUUUUAGCUGAUUUGAGGGCUAAACCGAUAUUUCUUGAAGAAAUCUAUGAAGCUCAGAAAAAUGACAAGUAUGUGUACCAAAGAAUGAUGAGCUUAUUCGGAAGAUCUUACAAGAAGCACAUAACAGUUCUUUGUCUAUUCAUCGAGGUAAAUGCCGAACAUCAGAUUCAACAAGCUAUGAGGAGAAUGGUGAAUGUUAAUGAGAUAGGAUUAACUGUUGACUUUUCCUUAAAGUUGUUUUUGUAUUGUUUCUUGGAGCAAUUCUUUCACUUGCCAACUUCACCAAUUCAGGUUCUUUUAUUGAAGGGAAAUGGAAACAAGCUCAGUUUUCAAGUUGUUGGUUUUAUUCUUUGCAGCAUUAUGUGGAAGGAUCUUAUAAAUAAGGCUAAAGAUGAAGGCUUGGAUGCCGUAGACACUUACGCCUUUUGGAAUGACGUGAACCUUUUCUUGGCAAUCUUGACGGCUGUUGGACUUAAUAUGGGAGUCCCAUGGGUAAUGUGCAAGGAAGAUGAUGCCCCAGAUCCUGUUAUAAAUGCAUGGAACGGCUUUUACUGUGAUGCAUUCUCUUACAACAAACCUUACCCGCCUUCAAUAUGGGUUGAGGCCUGGAGUGUUUGGUUUACUGAAUUUGGUGGCACAAUUCACCGCUGCCCUGUUUAACACUUGGCUUUUGCCGUUACUCAUUUCGUACAAAAGGGUGGCUCAUGUAUCAACUAUUAUUUGUACCAUGGAGGAACCAACUAUGGCGGACCAUUUAUUACAACCAGUUAUGACUAUGAUGCUCCAAUUGAUGAAUAUGGUUUAAUCCGGGGACCUAAACACGGUCUUCUGAAGGAGCUCUGUAGAGCUAUUAAGCUAUGUGAACAUGCUUUAGUUCCUUCAGAUCCUACUAUUACUUCCUUGGGAACCUAUCAGCAAGUAGGCUUUUUAUUCAGUCGUUCUGCCAACGAUGUUAAUGUAGUAGUAAAUGUAAUUAGAUAUGUUCGGAUCUCAAUACAAUAUCUAAGAGUUAGUAAUGAUUGUUUUCCAGGCCCAUCUAUUCUCUCCAAAGCAAGGAAACUUUGCAACUUUUCAUGGGAGACUUACAAUGAAGACAUUUCUUCUCUAGGGGAAAGCUCAAGAAUCACAGUUCCUGGACUCUUGGAGCAUCUGAAUGUUACCAGCUACCUGUGGUACACAACGGCACUUCAUUUUGAAGCACCGAGUGUUGACAUCAGUCUGUUGGAAUCAUUUCUACGAGGAGGACGAAAAUCAACUCUCGAUGUCAAUUCAGUUGGCCAUGCUCUUCAUGUCUUCAUCAACGGACAGUAAUAUGAAUGAAACAUAUUGAGAGC
Gossypium raimondii (Peruvian cotton) is the source of this 1739-nucleotide messenger RNA. Its product is annotated as beta-galactosidase 12-like. Lineage: Eukaryota; Viridiplantae; Streptophyta; Magnoliopsida; Malvales; Malvaceae. Gene Ontology annotation, molecular function: beta-galactosidase activity. The record is from RefSeq and is a predicted model, not a curated record. Gene Ontology annotation, cellular component: cell wall; vacuole. Gene Ontology annotation, biological process: carbohydrate metabolic process.